Cercocebus atys (sooty mangabey) is the source of this 542-nucleotide messenger RNA. RefSeq lists its product as uncharacterized. Bases 49 to 387 code for a protein of 112 amino acids. The record is from RefSeq and is a predicted model, not a curated record. Lineage: Eukaryota; Metazoa; Chordata; Mammalia; Primates; Cercopithecidae. The transcript is spliced from 2 exons.
AGUCCUUCACAUGAUGGGCACCUGUGGGAAACCUGCCAGGGGCAACCGAUGUUCAGAGGCAUCCAAAAGUCUCCCACUUCGGCCGCCAUGAAGCCCACUCAUGCAAGCAUCCUCACUUUUCCUUCCUCUCACGGUUUCUUUGCAGAAGCAAGUGCUCAGGGAAAUCAAGACAGGAGAACUGUCAUGAGCUAUGCCGACAGUCAGCAGCUGAUCCCCGACAGAGACACAGCAGACGCAGACGCUCCUGAUGAAACCAUCCCUGUGGGGAGUGCAGGGGCAGAUGGGGACUCCAUGGAGGCAGCCGACCUGCGACAGCCUUCAGUUCCGACAAAGACACAUCACCUUGCAAAUGACACUCUGCCGUCUGGUUUCUGUGUUUUGUUGUAACAGGUUAAACGAACCCCUGGGCUUAAUUUUCCCCCUACUUAGUUCUGUGGCAGCAAAGAAAAGUGACUUCUUUUCAUUUCUCAGCUCAAAACUUCUUACGCUGUGUCUCUUCCUCAUCACCCCUUUGAGAAUAAAAGUCUAGAAAUGAAACACAA